GUUCCCGACUUCUCGCAAACAGGGUUUUAAUCAAAUUUUCCAAAACCUUCUCCAUUGACGGAGGAAGGAAGGAAGCAAACAGCUGAAAAUGGCUGCGACUGUUCCUGCAAUUACUCGUUCGGACCAAACGUGGGAUUUUAGCUGUAAUUUGGAUGUGAAUUUUGAAACGGAAGAACAUGCUUUGAUUGUUUAUACAUCAUUGGCUGUUGAUAAAGAGUUGCAGCCUGAUAAAGUGAGAAGAAUUAUGUCAGUAUCAAACAAUAAGCUUUCUGUGCACUUUGAAGCAAUAGAGGCAAGGCUUCUUCGCGCUUCCUUCUCUGCGUUUGUAGACGUUCUUACACUGGCCACAAGAACAAUUCAAGAAUUUGGGCAGAAGUGAAGAACCAACAAUGUUGAAAAGGAAGAAGUUUGAUUCUUUUUUAUUCCUCACCGAGAACUCAAAACUACAAUGAACAAGUCAGUUCAGUUCAGUUCAUGCUUUGAGCACAAAUAUUACGAUUUUCUCACAGAUUUAUUCAAACAAUGUAUUAUUGUUAUGUAGUGUGUGAACUAGAUUUGAGAAGUUAAGAAAAGAUAAAUACAAUUGAAGCUUUCGAUUUGA
Messenger RNA from Capsella rubella, 601 nucleotides. RefSeq lists its product as uncharacterized. The transcript is spliced from 4 exons. Gene Ontology annotation, cellular component: EKC/KEOPS complex. The record is from RefSeq and is a predicted model, not a curated record. NCBI's taxonomy places the organism in Eukaryota, Viridiplantae, Streptophyta, Magnoliopsida, Brassicales, Brassicaceae. The coding region runs from base 89 to 379 and encodes 96 amino acids.